CCCUUUCUUCUUCUACCUUCACGCCCCUCAAAAAGAUCAAAAAAGUUAGAACUCAAAGAACAAGUAACAUUGAUUUCUACACAAUAAUUUGUCUCUUUUUGUCUAUUUGAUCAUCGCUGAGGACUCACCGAUCCAUUAAUUUCGUAUUUUCAUAUUGUUUUUUUCAGCUUAUAAGGAGAUCAAUUACGAAUAAUCUAAAGGGUCUUUGCAUAUAGAGAUGCAAAAGACCUCAUUUUUGUUGUAAAUUUUUUAUUUUUUUGUUGUGGGGUUGUUCAAUUUCGUAUUUUUUUUUUGUGGGUUUUGAAUUUGGGAGAUGGGAAAUAUAUUUGUGAAGAAACCGAAGAUCACCGAAGUUGAUAGAGCGAUUUUGUCUUUGAAGACUCAAAGGCGUAAGCUUGCUCAAUAUCAGCAACAGCUGGAUGCUGUUAUUGAAGCCGAAAAACAAGCUGCAAAAGACUUGCUACGCGAAAAGAAGAAAGAGAGGGCCCUUUUAGCAUUGAAAAAGAAGAAAGUGCAAGAAGAACUAUUAAAGCAAGUUGAUGUUUGGCUCAUAAAUGUUGAGCAGCAAUUGGCAGAUAUUGAACUGACAAGCAAGCAAAAGGCUGUCUUUGAGAGUUUGAAAACUGGGAAUAAUGCAAUCAAAGCAAUACAAGGUGAGAUCAAUCUAGAGGAUGUUCAAAAGUUAAUGGAUGAUACUGCAGAGGCAAAAGCUUAUCAAGACGAAGUCAAUGCUAUUCUUGGAGAGAAGCUAUCUGCUGAAGAUGAAGAGGAAGUUCUAGCAGAAUUUGAGAAUCUGGAAUCUCAGUUAACACUUCAAGAUCUGCCAGAAGUUCCUUCUGCAAUACCUUCUGGUGAAAACGUUGAAGAGAAACUGGAUCUACCUGACGUACCAACUAAAGCACCAGUCGUUUCAGAAGCUGUUAUCGAGGACACUCAAGAUACUUCAACUGCCGUGUCUGUGCAAAAGAAAGUUUUGGAGGAACCAAUACCUGCUUGAUCCCAACGCAACGUGGUUUAUUCAUAAAGUUCGAAUGGAAUUUAUCAAAACGAGUAUCGAGUUUCAGAAUGCUAUACAAGUCUUCUCGAUGCUAAGAAUUUGUUAUCUUUCGACGUUUCUGUCUCAUCUCCUGUAAUUUGUGCAGAUUGUGGUUGUAAUUCUGGGGACCAGAUUUGUACAGUGCUUUCAUACUCAUAUCCUACUAGUUUCUUCUAAUUCUGCUACUACUUUUGUUGCAUUAUGCAAAAAAGAAAGCUUACUGUUCUUGUUUCUCUUAACAUUCUUGUAAACUCACAUUUUAGAUUUGUCCAAAUGAGCCACAUUACAACUAA
Molecule: messenger RNA, 1329 nt
Organism: Solanum lycopersicum (tomato)
Lineage: Eukaryota; Viridiplantae; Streptophyta; Magnoliopsida; Solanales; Solanaceae
Product: vacuolar protein sorting-associated protein 20 homolog 2
Biological process (GO): late endosome to vacuole transport via multivesicular body sorting pathway; vesicle budding from membrane
Cellular component (GO): ESCRT III complex; multivesicular body
Source: RefSeq, a predicted model, not a curated record